AAAAAAAAAAUGUUUCUCUUGGCUCAUCACUGGACAUGUUGAUGGAGGGGGGAAAAAGUGAAAUUGACAAUAUCAUUGUAGGAGCGCACUAAAGGGGCGACGGUCCGCUCCACUACACUGAAGUAGGGAUGUCUACAGUGGAAGAAGAAGAAGGGGGAGGGUACCACUUUGUCACAGGCUGCUAUGUAGAUUAACCUUUCAAUUAGUUGUUAUCAGGUCCUCUCCAUGUCUCGGCGCAAGCUUUUCAGCCUUCGUUUUAAAAAGAGAUCAAAUCCCACGAAAUCGCUCGGAUAUGUCGCCGCACAUUUAUCCAUCGACGUUUCCCCGAUAAUGAAGAGGAGUAUCCGAGGGGGGGAAAAACUUGAAGAGAUUUGAUCUGGGAUUGAAUAAAUAAAAGCUCCUGGUCAGCUACCAUUGUGGAAUUUACUCGUGCCAACUUUUCCUGAAGUUCAAUGUCAGAUACCCAGGAUUGAGAAGAAAUAUGCGGAUGCUGGUGUGUGGAACAUAACUUUUUUUUGAUCUUGUUAAGGAUGUGGAUGUAUCCAGUGUUCAGCAGCAGAAAGGGGGAAUCUGUAUGGAUCACAUUUUUGUGAGUCUAAUUGUUCAACCAUGGUAAAACUUGCAAACCCUCUGUACACGGAGUGGAUUCUUGAAGCAAUACAGAAAAUCAAAAGGCAAAAGCAGAGGCCCUCAGAGGAGAGAAUAUGUCAUGCAGUGGCCACAUCGCAUGGACUGGACAAGAAGACCGUCCUUGAGCAGUUGGAAUUAAGUGUUCAUGAUGGCUCUAUUCUCAAGGUUACAAAUAAGGGGAGCGCCUCCUACAAGGACCCAGGAAAUCCCGGGAGAGUUGGAUCAAUCCCGCCUGCAAAUGUAUCUGUGCCAUCAAAGGAAUCUAUAUGGAAUUCAAGCGAUCUGCGCCAUAUUGAUUGGAAUAAAAUACUUAAGAGGGCCAUCGAGGGCCUGGAUGAUACCCAUGGCUCCUCACUAAAGAACAUCGAGAGGUAUCUGAGGAACCAGGAUGACCUCUCAAACAUUGUUGAUAACCCUGCUUUCCGACAGAGGUUACGGCUGGCGGCCAAGCGGUCGGUUAACAACGGCAGGUUGUUAAAAAAUGGCCCGCGGUAUAAGCUCAGCCAUGGCAGUGCAGAGGGAAGAGGCUCCAGGUGUCCAGGUGCUUCCCCCUUGGUCCUGUCGUCAGUGACACUCCUCCCUCAUGAGCAAGACCAGCUCCGGGUUGACCCGAUCCCAAUAUGCAGUUUCUGUCUCGGAACGAAAGAGUCAAAUCGGGACAAGCGGCCAGAAGAGCUGCUGUCAUGUGCAGACUGUGGGAGCAGUGGGCAUCCGUCAUGUCUGAAGUUUUCACCCGAAUUAACCUCAAAUGUGAAGAGAUUACGAUGGCAGUGUAUUGAAUGCAAAACCUGCAGCUCCUGUCGAAUACAGGGGAAAAAUGCUGAUGAGAUGCUAUUCUGCGAUUCAUGUGAUCGGGGCUUUCACAUGGAAUGCUGCGACCCGCCGCUUUCAAGAAUGCCAAAAGGAACCUGGAUCUGCCAAGUCUGCAGGCCGAAGGAGAACGGGAAGAAACUGCUGCACAAGAAAGCCGAUCAGAUCAAACGUCGAUAUGCAAAGCCAAUCGGAAGGCCCAGAAAUAAGCUCAAACAAAGAAUGUCUGUAACCAGUGGUGACGGCUCCAUGGUAGCACUUGGAGGAAGGGGGUCACCUGGUAGGGGUCAAAAGAUUACCGUCUGUUCCACACCUUCAUCUGGUCAUGCUGCAUCUGUGAAGGACGCCAGAGACAGAUUGGCUGUUGCAGACCCCUGUUGUGCGGUCGACGCCACCCAAUUCACCACUUCCACCCCCACCACCACUCCCCCCCUCACGCCCACCUCCACCCCAGCUACACUCACCGUUAACAAGAAAACCAAAGGGCUUAUCGAUGGGCUUUCCAAAUUCUUUACCCCCUCCCCCGUGGGCCGUCGCUCGCGAGCUGUAGCUGUAGAGUCGCCCGCCAAACAGUUAAGCUGUAGAGACAUGGGUCUGCCCAAACUGUCCAAGCCACCAGAGCCGUUUGCCUUCGCUGACGCCACUCAAAAGAUAACCCCCUCGUCCUCUGCACUUCCUCCCGCUCCCACGUUGCCGGGACUUAGCCCCCCGUCGCAGGUGUCCAGCAGCUCCACCUCUGCUAACUCACCCCAGAGCUCCUCCAGCCAGUCUAGUGUUCCUUCCCUGAGUAGUCUCUGCAAUAGCAGCCAACUUAAGGGACUAUUUGACGGACUCUCUCACAUUUAUACUACUCAGGGACAGUCGCGGAAAAAGAGACUACCUUGCUACGCGCCGCCUAAGCGCAUGCACCAUAAGCAGGAUUCAACCCAUGCGUCCAAAACGGGGCCCCAGCGCCUUGGAAAGAAUGAGUUUAAUAAAAAUAGGUUACACUCCACAUCUGCUGGGCCGGGCCGACCCAGAGGACACCCAUUUAAGAUGGUCAGUCAUUUCAAACGUAACCCCUUCCUUAAAAAGCACAGGACACUAGGCAGGCUGAGGUAUAAAGUGAGCCCUCAGAAGGGAGCCCCCUCCCCAGGAAAGGGAGACUUGACAGACGGAAGAAUUAAGCCUGAGAAUAAUCAUGGCCACAACGGGGAGCUGCGUGUGAAGCAGGAGGCCCGAGCCGACUUCGCGGCCAUGUCCAGAGAACACGUCACAGAGGAGGACAUUGAGACGUUCACACAUGUGCAGGAACUCGCCACGCAGAGAACUGGAUCUCUGAUGAACACAGACUCCAUGCGAUGUCCUGCCGUCAUUGAAUUUGGGAAGUAUGAGAUCCAAACCUGGUACUCGUCGCCUUACCCGCCUGAAUAUUCAAGAUUACAAAAGCUUUAUCUGUGCGAGUUCUGUCUGAAGUACAUGAGAAGCAAAAACAUUCUCCAGAGACACACAAAGAAGUGUGGCUGGUUCCACCCGCCAGCCAAUGAAAUCUACAGAAAGGACGACCUUUCCGUAUUUGAGGUUGAUGGAAAUGUCAGCAAACUAUUCUGCCAAAACCUCUGCCUGUUAGCCAAGCUUUUCCUGGAUCACAAGACCUUGUAUUAUGAUGUGGAGCCUUUCCUCUUCUACAUACUUACAAAGAAUGAUGAGAAAGGCUGUCAUCUUGUGGGCUAUUUCUCCAAGGAAAAGCUUUGCCAGCAGAAGUACAAUGUCUCCUGCAUAAUGAUCAUGCCUCAGUACCAAAGGCAAGGAUUUGGAAGGUUCCUUAUUGAUUUCAGUUACCUUCUCACCAGGCAAGAAGGACAAGCCGGCUCCCCGGAGAAGCCGCUGUCAGAUCUGGGUCGCUUAUCCUACCUGGCAUAUUGGAAAAGUGUCAUACUGGAGUACCUUUAUAAGCACCCAGAUAAACACAUCAGUGUUAAAGGAAUAAGCAGGGCCACUGGGAUGUGUCCACAUGACAUCGCCGCUACUCUCCAGCAGCUCGGCAUGAUUGACAGACAGGAUGGCAGGAUCGUGUUGAUCAGAAGAGAGCGAUUGAUUCAGAGGCACAUGGAGAGCCUGAGGGCUAACCCACGCCGGAACGAGGUAGACCCCGACGCCCUGCGUUGGACGCCUUCCACGACUCUCAACGCCGUCCUGUCUGAGGAGGAGAGGGAGGCAGAGAUGGAUGCUGAGCGGCUGAAGGAGCAGGCCAGUUGCUGGGAGAAGGAGGAAAGAGAGGGUUACAUGAUGACUCACAGUAGCAGGCAACCUCUCACGAAGGUCCACUGUAAGGUUCCCUACAGGACCUACGAACGCCGCCCCACGCUGUCCUGGACCAGGCGCAUCCAGCAGUCGGAGGAAGUGAGUGAUGACGAAGCUGAUGACGACGACGACGAUGACGAUGACGAUGAUGAUGAUGACUCCGAUGGCUCACCACCCAUCCUAACAAAAGCCCAUGCGAUGCUUGCAGCCAAGAGAAAGAGAACCAUUGUGCUCAAGAAGAGAGGGCGUAAAAGGAAGAGAAUAAACAGCAGCGUUACAACAGAAACCAUCUCCGAGACAACCGAGGUGCUGAACGAGCCGUUCGAUAACUCAGAGGAUGAGCGUCCUAUGCCCCUGCUGGAGCGCACCUGCAGAGUGGGCGAGAUGGAGGAAGAAGAAGAGGAGGAGGAGGAACAGGAGGACAAGACACCGAUUACACCAAUGAAACGCCGGAGAGGUCGCCCGAGGCUGGAGAAAAAUGCACAGAAAGACAAUCGUGAUCACUGGAAUGAAGGAGCUGACGUCCUCUGUAAGAGACCCAGCAGACCCCGUCCAGUAAAACGGAAGAAAGGCUGGCCGAAAGGAGUGAAACGUGGCCCUCCCAAAUGGAGGCUAAAGAAUGAACGAAAGAUGGGCUUCAAGCUCAACCUCUACACACCCCCUGAAACCCCAAUGGAGGCAGAGCAGCACCACAUUCAGACCGAAGAAGCGAAAGAGGAACCAGACCAGGAUAUUGUCAGCGCGGACGAGGGCAGCAAAGCAGGCAGAGGCUCGGCUAGUCCAGAUAUAACGCUAGAGAGGCUCCCGUCUGAGCCCCCGAGUCCUGUUGAUCACAGCUCCCAGAAGUCGAGCUCCCCCGAAGGAUCGCCAGUGGCAUCUCCGGUGUGCUCGCCCUGCGCCUCUCCUGGCGCCAUGUCCCCGAGGCCGGAAGACAGAGGUGAUUCCCCAGAACCACCUGAAGAUGACCAGCAAGAGAGUGAAACCGGGCAGGACUCCCCAGCCAAAGAUGUGGAACACAGCACGGUGGGUGCUGCGUCACUGGAGAAUGACAACGAGGAGGAGGACGAGCAGAGAACUCAGUUAGAGGAUCAGGAUGCGGAUGAUGAAGAUGACAGUCACAGCAAGACAGCAGAGCCCGAGAGCAGCAGAGCAGAGUUGGAACAGAGUACGAAAGAAAUACCCGAGUGCACCCCACCUUUUUUAGAUCCAAAAGAAGACAAUGACUCUGAGUUGAGUCAGCAGGUUUCUACAGUACCGUGCAGUGAAGAAGAACCAGCUACCGCUGCAGAAAGCAUCCAGGAGGCGGUGACGGAAACAACAGUAGCAACACCACAAACUGAAGCAGUAGCAGUCGCUUCAGUAGCAGCUGUAGACUCUGAUAACCCUGUAGACUCUGAGUCAGAGGAAGAAAGCACGCCCAGUCCUUGUCCAGAUCAGCAACCUCCUCAGCCCACAGAGAGGCCGACACUCAGUCCCGUGCUGAGGGAGGAUCCGCCGCUCUGCACAGAGAUUGACUCAGAGACGGCCCAAGCUGUUCAGUCCCUGACGCAGGAGACCGAGCGAGAGAGUGUUUUCCAGGACUGUGUGGAGAGCCAGGAGCCCUGUAGGACCUUGCAGACCUACACCCACGUGGCCCAGAGCCCCCAGCUCACCUCACUGGAUGACUGCCCCCAGUCAGACCACAGCAGCCCCCUUUCCUCUGCGCAGUCCCAUCCCAGCCAGUCGGUACGCUCUGUCAACAGCCCGGCUGUGUCCAUCCUGGAGAGCGGCUACACUCAGAUCAGCCCUGACCACAGUGCCAUCUCCGUGCCCUCGCUCCACAACAUGGAGACGAGCCCCAUGAUGGAUGUGCCGUCGGUGUCGGAUCACUCGCAACAGGUGGUGGACAGUGGCUUCAGUGAUCUGGGCAGCAUCGAGAGCACCACAGAGAACUACGAGAACCCCAGCAGCUACGACUCCACCAUGGGGGGCAGCAUCUGUGGGGCAGGCCCCUCCCAGAACAGCUGCUCUUAUGGCAGCAUCCCCCCUAGUGGCCUGGCCCAGAGCAGCUGCGCCGUGAGCCAGCAAAUGGCUGCCGUCAAUCCCGGCAGCUGCGGCAUGAUUCAGCAGAACAGUCUGAGCUCGCCGCCGCACUGCAACGUCAAGUCGCCGCAGGGUUGCGUGGUGGUGGAGAGGCCCCCCAGCAACAGCCAGCACAGCCAGCACAGUCAACACAGCCAGCGCAGCCAACACAGUCAACACAACUCUCACAGCAGGCACGGCCCACACAAUCAGCACAGCCAACACAAUCAGCACGGUCCACACAAUCAGCUAAGCCAGCACAGUCAACACAAUCCCCACAACCAGCAUAGUCACCACCACAAUCACCACCUGCAGCACAAUCAGCUCAGCCAGCACAAUCAGCACGCUCAGCAUAGCCUUCACAAUCAACACAGUCAGCACAGCCAGCAGCAGCCCAUGGCACAGUGUGCCAUACCCUCCAACUUCACCACCACCAUGCAGCUGGCCGACAUCCCCGAGUCUGGCAACCCAAACUUCGCCCUCUACGAGAGGAUCAACCACCAGGGGGAGUACGGCAGCGGGCACUACUCUCAGUCGUCCGGUCUCAGUCUGGCCAAGCUGCAGCAGUUCACCAACACGUUCAUCGACCACCCUCACUCGCUGCCUUUCAACCACUCGGCCUCACACCCCAUCACAUCUUAUGCAAACACCCCCUCGCUGUCAUCCCAGCACUCCAGCCUGGUUUCCUUGUCCCAGACCCCACAUCGAGUCUCCAACCCACAGGUGCAGGCCACCAUGACCCCGCCCCCAAAUCUCAGCUCCCCGCCACCCAUGAUGCUGCAGCGUAACAUGGGCAUCCCGCCCUCGCAGCGGAUCCAGCCCCAAAUGCCCUCCAAGAGUCACAUCUCUGCACGCUCCAAGUCGGCCCCGCUGUCACACCACCAGCAGCAGAUGUACGCCCGACAGCCACAGACUGUGCCCAUGCAGGCGCCAUCCAGGACGCUGGCUACCAUGCCGCGCAUGAACAUGAGCGUGAACAUCAUGCCGGCACCGGCCUACAAUGUCAACUCCAUGAACAUGCCCUCCCUCAACGCCAUGAACGGCUACAGCAUGAGCCAGCCGAUGAUGAACAGUGGCUACCAUGGCAACCAUGCCUAUAUGAACCAGUCACCCCAGUACUCUAUGCAGAUGGGAAUGAUGGGAACACAGCCAUACCCCCAGCAGCCCAUGCAGGCUCCACCACAUGGCAACAUGGUGUACACUCCAGCUGGUCACCAUGGUUACAUGAACACAGGCAUGUCCAAGCAGUCCCUGAAAGGGCCUUUCAUCAGGCGGUAACUCUCCGCAGGACUGAGCUGUUUUCUUCUUCUCACGUGCAUUUUGCUGUUUAAAGAUGCACUGAUCUGGCCUUUUUAUUUUAUUUUUAUUUUUUUCUUUGUUUGGUGUCUUUUUUUUUUGUUUGUUUUGUUUAUUUGUUUAUUACUUAAAAACCAGCAGCAGCACUUGGAAAGAAUGCAAAAAUUUUCAUCAGUGAGUUAAAACUUUGAUGCUAAUGUUUAAAAAGUAUUUUUGUUUCUCCAAAUGGGAAGCCUUACAUCAUUACGAUGAAAAUCUAUUUAAUUAGUGUUAGUGUCUCUGAUGUGUCUUUAGAGCAGGCGGGUUCAGAGCUCAGAGGUAGAGAUUUCAUCAGUGGUCUUGCAGUCGUGUAGCAGCCUCAAAUGAAGCCAUUUAAUGUGCCUGCUACAAGUGGAGUUAGUGGCUGUUUGAACCUGUUCAGUGUACCUGUCUAACAGUGCUGACAAUUAGUUUGUACUAUACUCAUGCCUUUGUAUAUUUAAAUUAUUGUACUUAUUUUGUAAAGUGACAACUAGCAUGCUUCAGUCUCUGUUAGUGACAGUGCAUUGAGUAGUACUGUACAAGUGUUGUGCUUAAUAGCAAGCCAUUUUAAAGAUAUCUGGCCUUUAUUAGGUUUCCCUCCACGGGGAGAAAGAUGAAACUAUAUUUUGUUAAUUCUAAUAAUGUAAAAAAAUGUAAACUUAGUCCUGUUUUCUGUUCGGUUUGAGAGGUUUUAUUGCUAUGUAUGUAUAAUUCUGAAGUCUUUUGUAACAGAUCUCCUUGAGGCAGCUUUCUGUUUAAUAAAGCAGACUGAUUUCUGUCAAAAUAACAAAGCAUAUCUCAGUGUUUGUACCCUGAAAGUUCUAAAACAUUUCAAAAUGUCCAGAAGUGUGGCAGAAUUUAAAAAGAACUAAAUGAUUAUAACGAUGAAUAACAAUAAAGAAAAUAUAAAUUUAGUCCAAAGUUGAUAUUUUACAUAAUGCCUUUAAAGCUACGUUUUCAUUCCAUCUGUAGAUUUGUUUUCUAUCUUUAUAAAAUGUUGGAUUUAUAUUUUACCGAAGUGUAGAAGAAUAGAGCCUGUGAAUAGACCAAACUAAGCUAAUGGAUUGCAUGUAAAACGCAACUUGUACUUGUGUUUUUGUUUAUAUUGCUCUUUUGUAGCCUUUGUACCUGUACAGAGUUGCUGGUAAGAACAGGGGGGAAAAUACCUGGCUAUGUGCACAAAAAUCGGACAGAAUGACAUUCUUGUAUUUAUGACUUUUCUCCUUUUGUCAGUUACUUAAAAAUGCUGUACAUUUUAGCAUAAGAAUAAAUUAUGAUUGACCAUG
Molecule: messenger RNA, 8387 nt
Organism: Larimichthys crocea (large yellow croaker)
Lineage: Eukaryota; Metazoa; Chordata; Actinopteri; Sciaenidae
Gene: kat6b
Product: K(lysine) acetyltransferase 6B
Exons: 17
Coding region: 610-7062 (2150 amino acids)
Biological process (GO): regulation of transcription by RNA polymerase II; nucleosome assembly
Cellular component (GO): chromatin; MOZ/MORF histone acetyltransferase complex; nucleosome
Molecular function (GO): histone H3 acetyltransferase activity; transcription coregulator activity; DNA binding
Source: RefSeq, a predicted model, not a curated record